GAAGUGAUCUCCGAAUCGAAUCAAUCUUAAUCCGUGGAGGCUUUUAAUAGUAGUGCUUGGACCGCUCUUGGCCCUCAAUGUAACCAACUAUAACGCUACCAGACCGUGGGCAACCAGGAAGCAAGGAAGGGCGAAAGGGUUGUUGCGGCCUGCCAAAAAAGCCCACAGAAGGCACCAGCAACAACGAAUAUGAUGGACGAAGACAAGAAUUCACAAGCAAGGGAAUGCUCUGCUGAUGAUCUAAUGGCAGAUGAAGAAACAGCUCCUGGAUUUUGGUACUGUGGUUCUCUUCCUGGCUUCGGUGAUUUUCUUGAUCAAGAGGAACCAACUCAUGGCUUGACUAUUGCUGCACCUGCCACACUAACUUUCUUUGGCAAAGAGAAAGCAAGAAGCCCUUCAAGUUCAACAUUUGAUGUUGAUUGUGACGAGGUUGAAUCAUCCCCUCGCGGGAGCAAACUCAAUGGAUCUGCCACAGGAAAUGGUCAUGAACCAAUGAGGCUGCCAGAAACCCAACAAACUGUUGCUGAACCAGACGAAGUGACACCCGGUGCAUACUCGAUUGAACGUGGAACUUUGAUCAGGACAGCAGAGGAAGCAAAUGCAAAUAGCCUGGAAGGUUUUGAUUGGGGGGACAACCAUGACCAACAAAGGAUUCAUGCCUCGGGACAAAAUGUUCUGGCAGUUGCCAAUUCUGUUGAGGAAGUGGACCCCGGCACUCUUCCUCAGGCCAGACCAUCAAUAGAAAGCUAUACCACAGGAAGACAAAAGGACACUGCUUUGGUUGCACUAUGCAUAUGUUUUGGGCUUGCAUUCAUAGGAGGGAUUGUGCUGUUGAUUGUAUUCCUUGAACAAAGCACAAAUCAAUCCAAGCCAACCAACAACCCAACGGCAGUUCCAUCAAUGGCCCCAACGUCACUGGAUUCUUUCAUUCUAUCCUUGCUACCAGAUCAUACUGUCAAGGCAGUGGAAGACAAAGAUUCUCCACAAUAUGAGGCAUUUGAAUGGCUGCUUGAUGAUCCGCGUGUCUAUGACUAUCCAGACCGGCGGAUUAUCCAGAGGCAUGCCCUAAUGACCCUGUUUUAUGCCACUGCUGGUCCAACUAAAUGGACCAACAACACAGGAUGGGGAAGCUACAGUCUACAUGAAUGUCAAUGGUAUCAAAACCAAGAGUUUGCUCUCAAAACACUUCUUCAACCAUUAUACCCUGGUUUUCUCUCAGGUUUUUUGGUGCCUCCACCUGUCAGUCAUUGCGAUGACCAGGGCUUCUAUCAGCAUCUGUGGUUGGACCAAAACAAUCUUGUGGGUCCUCUGGUUGAGGAACUUUAUGGUUUGACCUCCAUCCAAACACUAUCAGCUGGGUUUAACCAACUACAUGGGACAAUUUCCAGCCGCAUUGGUCAGCUCAGCGACCUGCAGGGACUUGCCAUUUUCUCCACAGGGCUAUCAGGAUCAGUACCAAGGGAAGUGGGCAAUUUGUCCUCCCUGCAGAUCAUUGUAUUUUAUGACAACCAGCUGGAAGGGUCCAUCCCAAAUGGAAUCUGGCAACUUACCAAUCUGGACACUCUUAUGCUUGGACGAAACGCCAAACUACAAGGAACUAUUCCUUCAAUUGUGGGGACUCUCCGGAAGUUAAGACACUUAGUGGUGGAUGGAGUGGAUUUUUCUGGAACCCUUCCAACAGAGCUAGGUCAAGCUACAUCCUUAGAAUGGUUGGUCUCAGUUGAAAGUAGAAUCACCGGCACAGUAGCAAGUGAGCUUGGUGCUCUCUCAAGACUUUGGAUGCUUUCGGCUUAUGGUCUACAAGGGGCUGUUCCCACAGAGCUUGGCCUUCUUUCUUCACUCUACAUUUUGGAUCUCAGGUGGGGUUCAAUUACGGGCACUGUUCCAACUGAACUCGGCCUGCUUAUGUCUCUACAAACUAUGGUUCUUGACUCGAACCAGCUAUUUGGUACCAUUCCGAGUGACCUCUCCAACAUUUCCAACUUAGCCAUACUCGACCUGGGUGAAAACCAAUUUACAGGUGGGAUCCCUUCUGAACUUGGUCUCAUGACAUCCCUUGGCAGGCUUGAUCUGCAAAACAAUUUUCUCAGUGGAACUAUACCAGAGGAGCUGGUUUCUCUUCAGUCACUGCUCUACAGCUUCCGUGUUGAGGGAAUUCCUCUGCUUUCUGGAGCAAUUCCAGAGCCACUUUGCACCAUCAAUGGCACCUGUACCUUUGAUUUGUUGGGUCAUUGUGAGGGGCUUCAUGGGCUAAGUUUUGACUGCACAGAGUUGCUUUGUGGUUGUGACUGUCCUUGCUGAGUGAAAUGGAGAGGCACGCUCUGAUUUGCUUUUGAGGUUGCAAGAACCGGUGCUUGAUAGAUCUGUCGCACCUAUAGCCAUAGGAGGCUUGGCUUCA
Molecule: messenger RNA, 2398 nt
Organism: Seminavis robusta
Lineage: Eukaryota; Bacillariophyta; Bacillariophyceae; Naviculales; Naviculaceae
Source: the annotation of a GenBank genome assembly